Messenger RNA from Aspergillus versicolor CBS 583.65, 879 nucleotides. RefSeq names its product DUF3716 domain-containing protein. The record is from RefSeq and is a predicted model, not a curated record. The coding region runs from base 1 to 879 and encodes 292 amino acids. NCBI's taxonomy places the organism in Eukaryota, Fungi, Ascomycota, Eurotiomycetes, Eurotiales, Aspergillaceae. Gene Ontology annotation, biological process: regulation of DNA-templated transcription. Gene Ontology annotation, molecular function: DNA binding; DNA-binding transcription factor activity; copper ion binding. The transcript is spliced from 3 exons.
AUGGCUUCCCUGUUUGAAUUCUACGGACUAACCCGAAGACAAUGCCCGGAAGAUAACACUUUGGCUCGCCGUGAGACUUCAAGCAAGCGUGCUGUGGAGGAUGUUGGGAAGGACACACAAAUUGGAAGCCUGGGUCCUACUCAAUCACAGAUAGUCUCCCUUCUGGAAACCGUCAGAGAACUCGACUGGUCAGACCUAAACGCCAAAGAACUGAGAUCCAACACCCAACGCAUAGCAGCUGAGCUGCAUCGUCGCGGAGAGGCUGUAACACCAUGCGAACAAUGCACCCGUGGGGGAGCCUGGGAUACCUGUGUCGUCUUUCCGGUGUACAAAGGGCGAUCCGUGUCAUCAUACGCAUGUUCAAAUUGCAUCCAUCGUCACAGAGGAAAUAGGUGCAGUCAUAGACAGGCAUUUGAGGAUCAAGGUGGCCAGCCUUGGGAUAUCAAAAUCACCGCUCAGGUUGUAGCCCAUGGUGGUCUUCGCAAGGUCAUGGCCAAGGAAUCCCAAGACCCUACAUUCAGUAUCAAUGGAGACCCCCCCAUUGUGACCAAAAAGCGCAAAGAACGCGAGGCGAGCACUGAAAACCAGGCGCAAGUUCCAGUCACCCCGAAGAAGCCCCGUCUUAGUAGCGGCUCGCCCCGCGAAAGAUCGGCAUUCGAUGGUGAAUCUCUACCCUGGCCCGUAUCCCCUACUUCGUGGAAUAACCCCAUCAAACUGCGUUCUAUCAUGAAGGACCUGAAAUCGUUUGCACACAUUACCGAAGUGCGAAUCGCGAAGCUGGAAGCAGAGAGAAAGCGCAUGUCUUCGACGGAAUACUGGAACCAGGAAGCAGCAGACCUUUUUUCUGAUGGGCAGUUGAACUUGGGUAUGAGGGAGUAA